AUGCUCCAUGACAAGCUCGAGGAACAAUUGCAUAGUCGCGCCGAGCAGGAUCGACUGAUCAAGCCAGCCCACCCCAAGCAGAUCGCGCACAUGGCCGACUUCGGAUCCAACGACAGUCUGUCCUUUUCCUCGUCCGGGGUGCUCCGAACCGCCUUUCUCCAGGAACUGGGACGGCAUCCCCAGUUCACCUUGGGCAGCCGGUCCACGCGCGUCUUCGAGGGGACCACCCAAUAUCUGGCCGAUCUGGAAGCGUACCUCGCGCGGUUUCACGGGGCCGAGUCGGCCCUCUUCUUCAACUCGGGCUUCGAUGCCAAUGUGGCGCUGUGGUCGACGGUUCCCCAGCCGGGCGAUGUCGUCCUCUACGACCAAUACGUGCAUGCCAGUAUCCACGAGGGGAUGCGACGGGGCCGCGCGGACACCCGGAUGUUCCCGCACAAUGACUGCGCCGGGCUGCGACAAUGCCUUCGGGAUCUGCGCGAGACGCAUCCCGGAAUAGCCGACGGAAGCCAAUCCGUCUUUAUCGCCCUCGAGACCGUGUACAGCAUGGACGCGGACAGUCCACCGAUUCACCGCAUGCUCCAGCUGGCCCAGGAGAUCCUUCCGCGCGGCAACACGGUAUUCAGUAUCGAUGAAGCGCAUUCCAAUGGACUUCUCGGUCCCAACGGGUCGGGGUAUGCAUCGGCCUUGGGCGUGCAGAACGAGUUCCCGCUCCGGCUGCAUACCUGCGGCAAGGCACUGGGGUCCAGCGGGGGGGUGAUUCUGGCCAGUCCGAUCAUCCGGUCCUAUAUUAUCAAUUAUGCGAAGAACGUGAUUUUCUCCACCGGACCGACCUUUCCGGUGCUUGCUGCCGUCAAAGCGGGGUAUGAUCUGCUGGCCAGCGAAGAGGGAGAGCAUCGCCGCGCCCGACUCCAGCACAACAUCGCCUACUUCCACGACCAGCUCGCCAAGAACCCGUACUGGUCAACGGUCCAACAGCACGGGAUCCUGAGGAUCCCCACCGAGGCCACCUGGGCCACGGAAUCCUUCCACGCCCCGAUCAUCCCGUUCGAUACGCGCGAGGGGGAGGCCAACCUCCUGGCGGAGCGGUUGCACCAGGCCCACUACUGGGUGAAUGCUGUACACUACCCCAUCGUCCCCAAGAGCCAGGAACGGGUCCGGCUGGUCCUGCAUGCGGAUAAUACGGAGGCGCAGAUGGACGAUAUCGUGCGGGUGAUUUUGGAGUGGGCGAUGGAGCAGAUUCGGGAGACUCGGCGUGCCGAGAACGGGUGGUCGCGGGUGGCGUGUUCGAUCUGA
Molecule: messenger RNA, 1293 nt
Organism: Aspergillus ibericus CBS 121593
Lineage: Eukaryota; Fungi; Ascomycota; Eurotiomycetes; Eurotiales; Aspergillaceae
Product: aminotransferase class I/II-fold pyridoxal phosphate-dependent enzyme
Exons: 3
Coding region: 1-1293 (430 amino acids)
Biological process (GO): biosynthetic process
Molecular function (GO): pyridoxal phosphate binding
Source: RefSeq, a predicted model, not a curated record